AUGUAUCGCACCCGCGUGUUGGCAGCGUUGCUUGCUGCUGUCUCCCUAACCGAUGCCUACGAACUCGUUAACGGCAACGUGUCACAACCGACAUCAAACGCAGCUUUCAACAUCACUCUCGCCGACUACCGACUUCUCGGCUACAAUGGAAACGACACCCGGCUCACCCAUGGCUUCGUCCAGACCGACUGCGGUGCGAAUCUGAGCGUGCACUACACCAACCCAUCCGUCUGGGGCAACCUCACUGGGACUGCGAGCAGGCCGAUUCUGAUCUUGACCCACGGCUAUCCAGAGAGCAGCUACAUCUGGCGCGAUGUCACUCCAAUCGUGUCCACGCGUGUGCCUGUAUUCGUUGCUGAUCAGCCCGGCUAUGGGCUCAGCACGGCCUGUUGCAACUCGACAGGCUGCGCGUACGACAAACGCACAUACGCUCAAUCCAUUCUGCAGGCCGUCAACAAAGUAUACGGGAACGUCAAUGUCAUAUACGCAGGACACGACCGUGGAGCGCGGACUAUGCACCGCGCGGCGGUCGACAACAACUUUCCAGGGAUCACCGGUCUGGGUUUCUUCGCAGCAGACAUCGUUCCUUUCAUCGCCGAGUAUGCGUCCUUCUCGAACCCAGUCUACGCCCAAGGAUAUUUCCACUGGGCGUUUUUGCCCAAAGGCAUGUACUUCCCAAAGACACGUAUCAACUCCAAGCAUGUUAACACACCCGCAGGAGAAUUUGCAACAGAUGUAAUCAUGACCUACGGAGGCGGCAACUGGGUACGACAGAUUCUCGAAUACGGCCAAGGAGAAAAUACACAAGGCAUUGAAAUCUUCAAGAGAGGACAAGCCUGGGAAAUCUACAUCAACUUCUUCAACCAACUCUCCGUAACCAACGCAUCCGUCUUCGACUACCAAGCAGGCGCCUUCACCGACUACGACGAACAAGUCGCCGACCAGAACGCCGGCAUCAAAGUCAAACUCCCCACACACAUCCUCUACAGCGAAUACAACCUCGGCGCGCAGUUCGACGUGCAACAAGUCUGGAGCAACUACACCGAUCCGAGUGCGAACCUUACUGUGAAAAGCGUGGGCGAUAAGAAGGGACAUUUUAUUAUUGAGGAGGCGCCAGACGAGACGGUCGCGCAGCUGAAUACGUUUAUGGAUCGUCUUGGAGUGAGCGAUUAG
This is a messenger RNA of Zasmidium cellare ATCC 36951, 1173 nucleotides long. RefSeq lists its product as uncharacterized. The record is from RefSeq and is a predicted model, not a curated record. NCBI's taxonomy places the organism in Eukaryota, Fungi, Ascomycota, Dothideomycetes, Mycosphaerellales, Mycosphaerellaceae. The transcript is spliced from 5 exons. Bases 1 to 1173 code for a protein of 390 amino acids.